AUGAUUUCGACAACCUCUGAUAGUGGGCAGCAGAGCUUCACUCCCCCUGCUUCUCGAGCAGUCGCUGUAUCCCUGAGCGACAAAGAGGCAGACUUGUCGGCUGAUGGAAAAUCCAAGGGCGAUGCUAUUUGGAUUUCUUCCGACGACGAUUCUGAUACGGAAGAUGAAGGUGACGAUGAGGGUCGAGAUCUCGACCAUUCGCAAUCAUGCACAACAUCUACGACCAGCAUCGCAGACCAUUUGGAUAGCACGAGUACCAAACACAGUCUAAUUGAGUCGGAGGCCGCCAUCGGUGUGGACACUACGCCAGCAGUAUCUCCAGCUCUAGGAGAGGACAGCCCAGAUUGGACACAUAACUUACACAUGGGUCCCCUUGCUGAUCCUGAACCGAAUCAACAGUCUCCUUAUCAGACGAAUCGCACGUUCGCUGGAGAUGCGACGGCAUGUACAGAUGUCAGUUUUAACAUCUCGCCUACAAGCCCUGGGAGUCAGCCACAUCGGAGCGUGUCGGAAGAACAACAGCUUGCCACCGGAGCCACCAGCGAGCCGGACAUUAUGAUGGUCGAUGCUCUCUCCGACGAACGUUCCAGCGAUGGUGCACAGAGUACUCCCACGUCCCCUUUGAUGCACGCAUACAGUCAAAUUGCUGCAGGCGUUGGAGAAGUGGCUCACAUGCCGUUGCACGAUAGCGAAGAGUGUGCGAGCACAUCGCGCGAUGAUGCCAUUUCUAGAGCCCACACUCCAUCCCCCGUGAAAAGCCUGCCACUCGAAUCACAACACGAGCAAAAUUACGACCACAUCAGCUGCAAAUUCAGCGAUGCUGAGUCCGAGUCCUCAAAAGCCGAACCCGGAUCGCCAUUUGGAGCCCCACUAUCUCCACUGUCUCCCCCAUCUCAGGAGUUGUCCCCCCGGCGCCGUUCUCGUCGCAGAUCCUCACAUGCACAUGAAACGGUGCAAGAUAAGGACAGAGACGUAGAUACUGAAGGCUCUGGCAGUGAGGAUGACCUCGAUAUUCCAGAAUGUGUGCGUGACAAGGACUAUUGCCCUUCACCAAAUCAGGGGCAUGGUUCUGGAGACGACUCCGAUGAUGGACAGCACUGUCACAAACGUCGCAAGGCGUCUGGAUCUCCUUACAGCUCGGUUCGCAGUACCCCCACCAGUGCCCGGGAUUCUCGCCAAAGGAAGCGAUCCACAAGAGCCGUCGGACACUCAUUGAGGGAGCGUGGCACGCCGGCACUCGGCUUGUUGAGUCGAGCAUCAUCGCACGCAAGAUCUAUUCCCUCUGAUGCCAGUGCGUUUGUUGCUCAGUUUCAGGAAUGGCAGCUCGAGAAUGUUUCAAUGAAACGCAUUACAGAAAAUGGCAAGACUACGUUUCAAUUCCAGUUUGAGUGGCCCCUUUGCGCAAAUCAUCCGCAUGCCACCAGCAUGAACCCCGAUUCAGCCCGCUCGGUCCUGACGAGAAAAACAACUAAGCAAGAUCUAGCAAGACGGGUAAGGUAUUCAGAUGAUGAAGAUAACUUCCUCAUACAACUGAAGGAAGUGGAGCAGCUUGGGUGGGCGGAGAUCCGUCAGCGUUUUGCUCAACGUUUCCCCGGACGAGGAGGCUCGGGCCUGCAAGUGCACUACUGUACGAAACUCAAGGAUCGUGGGAGAACUUAA
This is a messenger RNA of Fusarium proliferatum ET1, 1659 nucleotides long. RefSeq lists its product as uncharacterized. The transcript is spliced from 2 exons. The record is from RefSeq and is a predicted model, not a curated record. Lineage: Eukaryota; Fungi; Ascomycota; Sordariomycetes; Hypocreales; Nectriaceae. Bases 1 to 1659 code for a protein of 552 amino acids.